ACCCAGGAACAGACCCGCAGCGCAGAGUUAGGGGGUACAACUCAGAAGGGCACAGACUCAACAUUGGACAGGCGGUACAGGAUGCGUGUGGACCUGGUGGUGGUGUGUGUGGCCGCCGUGGCUCUCUCUCUCCCCGCUCUCUCAACAUGUAGCCCACUCUACGUGAUGACGGCUCCUAACCUGCUGAGGGUGGGCACCCCUGAGAAGGUGUUGCUGGAGGCCCAGGACUACGCUGGAGGAGACCUGGAGGUCACGCUCACAGCGAUGGACUUCCCCCGGAGGACCAGGGUGAUUGACAGACGGACAGUGACACUGAGCGCAGCAAACAACUUCCUGGCUCUGACUGAGAUUACCAUUCCUGAUGGCAGAGUUGUCUUUGGUGACGACACAGAUGAGAACAUGUAUGUUUACCUGCUAGCCACCUUCCAGGACCGCACUCUGGAGAAGAUUGUGCUGCUCUCCUUCCAAUCGGGAUACAUCUUUGUGCAAACAGACAAAACCAUAUACACCCCUUCAAGCACAGUGCUAUACAGAAUCUUCUCCCUGAGUCCAGGACUCAAGCCUGCAGACUCUGGAAUCUCUGUGGAAAUCAUGACCCCUGAUAAAAUCACCAUUUCCAGAGAAAUUCUCUUCCCGAAUAAAGGCAUUAGAUCUGGAGACAUCAAGCUCCCUGACAUUGCCAGCUUUGGCAUUUGGACGGUGGUCACCAGGUUCCAAAGCAGUCCACAGAAAAACUUCACAACUCAGUUUGAGGUCAAGACAUAUGCUCUGCCCAGCUAUGAAGUCACCCUGAUUCCAAAUUCACCUUUCUUUUAUGUUGACGAUGAUGACCUUACAGUUGACAUCUUAGCAAGUUAUUUCCAUGGGAGACAGGUGACGGGUACUGGCUUGGUGAUGUUUGGUGUGUUGACACAGGACAAUGUAAAGAAAAGUCUGCCUGCGUCUUUGAUAAGAGUUGAGAUUAGAGAGGGCAAAGGAGAGGCCGUACUGACAAAAGAGCAGAUCAGAGACACAUUUACAGACAUAAACCAGCUGGUUGGCUCGUCCCUGUAUGUGAAAGUAAGCGUGCUAACAGAAACAGGCAGUGAAAUGGUGGCGGUAGAGAAGGAAGGCAUAAAGAUUGUCACGUCUCCUUACACCAUUAGCUUCAAGGCGACCCCGAGAUACUUCAAGCCAGGGAUGCCCUUUGACAUCUCGGUUUAUGUUAGUACUCCGGAUCGCCUGCCUGCAAAAGACAUUGUGAUAGAAGUAAUAACGGCCAUUGAUGGAACUAUACAAGCAACAACCAGAGACAAUGGAUUGGCCAAGGUUACAGUGAACACACUUGAUGGGGACAACAGCCUGUUCAUACAGGUGAGGACUAAGGUACCGGGGUUGUUGGAGUCCAGGCAAGCUGAGCGGAAUAUGACGGCCGUGGCAUACAGGACCACCGACGGCUCCAGGAACUACCUGCACAUUGGGGUGGCCACCAGUGAGCUGACCAUUGGCCAGCAAGUCAAGAUGAGCCUCUAUGUGGGCAACAGCCCCGGCAUCAAGGACAACCAAGACUUUACCUAUCUGUUCCUCACCAAAGGACAAAUCGUGCAGGCUGAGAGGUUCAAGAGACAGGGCCAGUCUGUAGUGACUUUGUCCUUCGCAGUGACCAAGGAGAUGGUCCCCUCCUUCCGUAUCGUGGCCUACUACCACGUGGGCUCAUCUGAGGUGGUGUCUGACUCAGUCUGGGUGGACGUGAAGGACACCUGCAUGGGAACGCUCAGGGUGGAACUCACGGAUCCACAGAGGGAAUACUGGCCCCAUAAGCCGUUCAGCCUGACCAUCACUGGAGACCCAGGGGCCAGAGUUGGGCUGGUAGCCGUGGAUAAAGGAGUCUACGUCCUCAACAACAAACACAGACUCACCCAGAGCAAGAUCUGGGAUGUGGUUGAGAAGCUCGACACUGCCUGCACUGCUGGCAGUGGUAAAGACAGUAUGGGGGUUUUCUAUGAUGCUGGACUGAUGUUUCAGACCACCACUGCGGAGGGAACUGACACCAGGACAGUCCACACUUGUUCCACUCCCAUCAAAAGAAGUCGACGGUCAGCCAUAGUCACGGAUAUGCGGUCAACUUUAGUGAAACAGUAUGAGGACGAGGGCCUGCAGGGCUGCUGUGGGGACGGUCUGCGUGGGGACCUGGCGGGCAGGAGCUGUGAGCGGCGGGCCGAGUACGUGGGGGAGGGGCCGGCCUGCGCUCAGGCCUUCCUGCACUGCUGCCAGGAGAUGAGAGGCCUCCAGCAGAGGGCCAGGAUGAUGCCGCGCACAGGACGUCUGUUCCUCGCACGCAGUGAGGACGACGACGACAUGUACUUGAGCUCUGAGGACAUUGUGUCCCGCACCCAGUUCCCUGAGAGCUGGCUGUGGCAGGACCUGACCCUACCACAGUGUCCCCCGGACAAUAAACACUGUUCCACAACUUCCACUAAGAAGUCAAGCUACCUGAAAGAUUCAGCUACCCACUGGCAAAUAAUUGCAAUCAGCCUCUCUGAAACUCAUGGCAUGUGCAUAGCAGAGCCCCUGGAGCUGCCUGUCACAAAGAGCUUCUUCAUCGACCUGCGUCUUCCUCACUCUGCCCAGCGCGGCGAACAGCUGGAAAUCAGAGCCAUUCUUCAUAACAACCAUAUGGACUCACUGCGGGUGCGUGUGGAGUUGAUGGAGACGGAACACGUGUGCAGUGUGGCCUCGAAGAGGGGCAGCUACCAGACUACAGUGGAACUGGAGGGCAUGACGUCUCGGGACGUCUCCUUCGUCAUCAUUCCCAUGGUGCUCGGCACUCACACGAUUGAGGUCAAGGCGGCGGUGUACGACGCAUUCUACGGUGACGGCAUCAAAAAGGAACUACGCGUAGUGCCUGAAGGAGUGCUGACAAAGAUUCAGGUGGAUAAAGUUCCCCUCAAUCCAUCUCUCCAUGGAGGUGAACAGACAGGUGAAGUCAAGUUCCAACACCUGAGACGACAAGUGCCCAACACGCCUGCAAGCACACACAUACGAGUGCAAGGCCAGGAGUUGAGCGACAUCAUUGUGAAAGCCAUCAGUGGAGAGUCUAUGGGUUCUCUCUUUAAUAUCCCCUAUGGCAACGGAGAAGAGAACGUGGUCAACAUGGCGAUGACCCUCAUUGCCACCCAUUAUUUGGACCUUACUAAUCAGUGGGACAAAGUGGGGCUGGAGGAAAGAGCAGCAGCAGUCAACUACAUCCAAAUGGGCUACCAGCAGCAGCGCAGUUUCUGUAAACCUGACGGCUCGUGUGGAGCGUUCCUUAAGACGCCAAGCAGCACCUGGCUGACAGCCUUCGUGGUUAGAGUGUUGUCCAUGGCUGCUGACAUCAUCAGUGUUGAUGAGAAGUGGGUGUGCAGCGCUCUCCAGUGGCUAGUCCUCAACACUCAGCAGCCGGACGGGUCCUUCAGAGAGUCUGCACCAGUCAAGUUUGUUGUGGACAGCACAGGCAAAGUGUACGGGAAGGAGUCCGAUGCCUCCAUGACGGCGUUUGUGCUCAUUGCCCUGCAGGAGGGCAGUAGAAUCUGCACAGAGCACAUGAGCAGUUUACUGGUGAGUAUGGGAAAAGCUUCCCGGUACCUGCAUCUGAGAAUCCACACGCUAAAGAACCCAUACGCGGUGACGAUAGUCUCGUACGCCCUCGCCGACACUGGGAAACUUCACAAAGACAUUCUCUUUCAACACAACCUAGACGGCGGUCCGGUGUGGCCGGUUCCUGGCGGUCACCGGUACACUCUGGAGGCCACGGCCUACGCUCUCCUGGCGCUGCUGCGGAUGAGGGAGUUUGAUCGGGCCGGCGACGUGGUGCGCUGGCUCGACUCGCAGAGGAGGAAGCGAGGAGGCUACGGCUCCACUCAGGCCACCAUGAUGGUCUAUCAGGCUGUAGCUGAAUACAGGAGCAGCAUGAGAACGCUGCAUACUGUCAAUUUAGAGGUCAACAUUGAUGUGUCUGGUCGCAGCAAACCCAUCAAGUGGACUUUUAAUAAGGGGAAUGCCUUCGUCAGUCGCUCUGAUAAGCUCCAGCUUGACCAAAAUGUGACUGUGACCGCCAAAGGAAGUGGGGAGGGAACCCUUUCAGUGAUGACCUUGUACUAUGCUUCACCCACGGAUCAAGAUAAGGCAUGCAGCAACUUCCAGCUUAAUCUCACACUGGAAAAGCAGGCUAAAGUUUCACAUGAUGGAGCCAGUGCAAGCUACCUCCUGAAGAUUGACGUCAUGUAUAUGUCUGAGAACAGAGAUGCCCGCUUAACUGUUCUCAGCAUUGGCCAGCUUACAGGAUUUGUGGUGGAUGUCAAUGACCUCAACAGGCUGUCCACAGGGAGAGAGCGAUACAUUCAAUCAUUUGAGAUCGACAACAUCCUGUCACAGGAAGGCUCACUCCUCAUCUUCUUAAACAAGGUGUCUCAUAAGAGACCGGACACUAUUGCCUUCAGGAUACAUAAAAUGGUGGACGUGGGGCUACUCCAACCUGCUGCAGUUUCUGUGUAUGAGUACUAUGAUAUCGAGAACCAUUGUGUGCAGUUUUACCACCCCGAGAAGAUCGGUGGAUCCUUGAAUCGUCUCUGCCAUAACGAUGUCUGCAGAUGUGCUGAAGAGAGCUGCAGUGUCCAGAAGAAAGAAGAAAUUAGUAACCAGGAUCGAGAGUAUGCGGCAUGUGAAGCGGGUAUGGACUACGUUUACAAAGUGACAGUGGAGAACACAAAUCUGACCACUCAUACAGACGUCUACUACAUGCACGUUGUCCUGGUUGUCAAAGAAGGCAGUGACCUUGGAGUCAUGGGUGAGAGUCGUGUCUUUGUGGCUCAUCCUUCCUGCAGGAGUGGCUUGGAUCUGAAUGAAGGCCUCUCCUAUCUUCUGAUUGGCCACCGGAAGGACGUCACAAGACUCGAUGGGAGUGUUCAGUAUGUUCUUGGGCAUCGCACCUGGGUGGAGUACUGGCCAACUGAAGAGGAGGAUAAAGAGAAAUAUGGAAACCUUCAAAACUUUGCACAUGAGCUGAGUGAAUGGGGGUGUCAGUACUGAAGUCAAUGAAUGGGGAUGUCAGUACUGAAGUCAAUGAAUGGGGAUGACAGUACUGAAGUCAGUGAAUGGGAAUGUCUGCUAGCUGUCCUGAAUGCAUUUUUUUUUUUUACAUCAGCCUCAUUUCCAGAUAUGUCAUGUAUUGUGUAAUCCUUUUCGCAGAGAACAAAAAUAUGAUUUUGUAACAAUGCAAUAAUUAAAUGCAGUGAAAAUG
Molecule: messenger RNA, 5260 nt
Organism: Sardina pilchardus (European sardine)
Lineage: Eukaryota; Metazoa; Chordata; Actinopteri; Clupeiformes; Clupeidae
Product: complement C3-like
Exons: 41
Coding region: 82-5049 (1655 amino acids)
Cellular component (GO): extracellular region
Molecular function (GO): endopeptidase inhibitor activity; protein binding
Source: RefSeq, a predicted model, not a curated record